UUGAAUUCUAUUGAUAGUUUAGCUAAAAAAAAUGUAACUGUUGUGUUACAAUGGAUCCCUGUUCAUAUUGGCCUAGUAGGUAAUGAAGUGGUGAAUAGAUUAGCGAAAGAAGCUUCCUCUGACGGUAUUUUACGGCGUUGUUUACCUUUUAUUGCAGACUUUCUAUACAAAGUAAAAGAAAGAUGUGUAAGUUUGUGGAAGGAAUACUUUAAUGAGAGAUCUCUAACAAAAGCAAUAUGGUAUAAAACUCUUCAACCAAAUCUCUCCCGUUCUUCAUGGGUGGAUAAGGCUAAUAUGGGCAGGACCGAUAUUAUCACAGCUCUAAGUCUACGAUCGGGACACAUACCAAUGAACAGCUUCGCAUUUUUGAUGGGAAAGGUCGAAUCCCCUAACUGUAAAGAAUGUGGCCAAAUAGAGAAUGUUGUGCACAUUUUUGUGGAGUGUGUUCGUAUCGAGGCCGAAAGAUGCAGUCCUACGACAGACAGUUUUUUUUUAAUUAAAGGUGGCGGAGGCGCUCAAUUGGGUGAAGACAGUUGUGACACUAGCGAAUUGAAAAUAUGCGUUGAAGCGAUUCCACGCACUCCUGUCGGACUGCCAAGAAAUAAAGCCGAACUUGACGCUCACUGCAGAGCUUAUCAAACGGGUAUGACGUGUAUGGACGCAUGGAUGAAACGCUGCCUGCCCACCGAUGGUCAAAAAUUCAUACAACAGCAGAUAGGCGGUGCGCGUGCUCUUAUGCGCUUUCUUUGCAGUAAUGAAACUGCUUUAAGGAAGGAGUUUCUGAAAGAGUCGACGUGUUGGGCCGUCGUGUCACCAGACUGGUCUCGGUGCGUAGACGAAUUGCAUGUUGCCGUUCGUGACGUUGCAGAACGAUCUCAGCAACUUGCUUACUUCAGCAGAAAUUCUGAACUUUGUUGUGCCCGCGACGAGUUUAUGACGUGUGUGACAUACGUCGGUCGUUCGUGCUCAAACAGUGGGGGGACGUUGCUACGGCGCAUGGCUUGGGUACUAGCGCAGGACGUGGCGGCGUGCAGCCAGCAGCCACGGGCGUAUUGUUCCGCACCUUCACUACCGUUCACAACACCGCUUCUCGCAACAAUAACUGGCGUAAUACUUUACCCAGCACGACUAUAA
This is a messenger RNA of Parnassius mnemosyne (clouded apollo), 1134 nucleotides long. The record is from the annotation of a GenBank genome assembly. NCBI's taxonomy places the organism in Eukaryota, Metazoa, Arthropoda, Insecta, Lepidoptera, Papilionidae.